This is a messenger RNA of Schistocerca americana (American grasshopper), 3574 nucleotides long. RefSeq names its product dentin sialophosphoprotein-like. The record is from RefSeq and is a predicted model, not a curated record. Lineage: Eukaryota; Metazoa; Arthropoda; Insecta; Orthoptera; Acrididae. The coding region runs from base 37 to 3270 and encodes 1077 amino acids. The transcript is spliced from 5 exons. Gene Ontology annotation, molecular function: peptidase inhibitor activity.
GCGCACGAUACCCAGUGUCCUGAGCGAAGCGACGCCAUGAAGACAGUGGUUCUGCUGUGCGCCGCCGCGGCGCUGCUGUCGCUACCGGCGCAAGUGAACUCUGGUAUCAUACGGCUGUGCACCCCGAACGAGGUCAGCUGGAAGGAGUGCAACACCUGUCAGUGUGACCAGUUUGGGUCGUUUCAGUCUUGCACACAGAAGCGGUGCCGGGAACUCCAUCGACUCCGCAGAGAUACGCUGUGUCCACCGGGGCAGACUUUCCAGAGCGGCUGUGACAUUUGCCACUGUGCGGACGAUGGGAGCACCAUCUGGUGUACCAACGAUGGCUGUUCUGGGAAAGACUACAUGCAGAACGUGGACCAGGUGCAACACCUGUACCAACAAGUCCGCAGCCUGGAACCAGGGCUCAAAUUCGCGGGUGAUAAGUUCUCUGAAAUAGGAGAUCUUUUGCGGCCGUACCAACACCAUCAACGUUCAAAUGCGUACAGCUUGCCAGCAUGGUAUAGAGAUGUCCUGAAAGACAGGCAAGAGAUGUGGCAGCAGAUGCAGCAUAACCAGAUGCCCGCAUUUGACCAGUCUGGGCAGCUGUACCAGCAGGGCUACGAUUACGACCUGGACGACAGCCAGCAGCAGCAGCACCAAGACCCCAGUGCAGACUUCGAUCAGGCGGUACAGCAGAUUCAUCAAUACGGAGAUCCUCAGUCUGGUAAACUGGUAAACGAUCAACAAGAAUCUGAAGAAGGUCUUCAGGUGUAUCAGCAAAGUGAGACAUCAGAUGCAGAUCAAAUUGCACAGCAAUCACUACAAAAUCAAUAUUCUGAACAGGUUAGUUGGCAUCCACAGCAAGACCAGAUUUCAGAUACAGGAGACGUCGUGCAACAACAUCAACAGAUCGAUACACCAAACAAAAACCAAGACCUUCAACAGACACAGCAAGAAUUAGAUACUGAUAACGAACAAAUCAGUCAACAUUCACAGCAGGAUCAAUCUUCCGAUUCUGGAGACAAUCUGCAACAGUAUCAAGAGACCGAUGCAUCAAACGGAGACCUACAACAGACGCAGCAAGAACUAAAUUCUGAUAAUGAACAAAUCAGUCAGCAUUCACAGCAGGAUCAAUCUUCCGAUUCUGGAGACAAUCUGCAACAGUAUCAACAGACCGAUGCAUCAAACGGAGACCUACAACAGAUACAGCAAGAAUUAGAUUCUGAUUCUGAACAACUCAGUCAGCUUACACAGCAAUAUCAAUCUUCCGAUUCUGGAGACGAUUUGCAACAGUAUCAACAGACCGAUACAUCAAAUGGAGACCUACAGCAGACACAGCUAGAACAAAAUUCUGAUAACGAACAAAUCAGUCAGGAUUCACAGCAGGAUCAAUCUUCCAAUUCUGGAGACAAUCUGCAACAGUAUCAACAGACCGAUGCAUCAAACGGAGACCUACAACAGAUACAGCAAGAAUUAGAUUCUGAUACUGAACAACUCAGUCAGCAUACACAGCAAGAUCGAUCUUCCGAUUCUGGAGACGAUUUGCAACAGUAUCAACAGACCGAUACAUCAAAUGGAGACCUACAGCAGAUGCAGCAAGAACUAAAUUCUGAUAAUGAACAAAUCAGUCAGGAUUCACAGCAGGAUCAAUCUUCCAAUUCUGAAGACAAUCUGCAACAGUAUCAACAGAACGAUGCAUCAAACGGAGACCUACAACAGAUACAGCAAGAAUUAGAUUCUGAUUCUGAACAACUCAGUCAGCUUACACAGCAAGAUCGAUCUUCCGAUUCUGGAGACGAUUUGCAACAGUAUCAACAGACCGAUACAUCAAAUGGGGACCUACAGCAGACGCAGCAAGAACAAAAUUCUGAUAAUGAACAAAUCAGUCAGGAUUCACAGCAGGAUCAAUCUUCCGAAUCUGGAGACAAUCUGCAACAGUAUCAACAGAACGAUGCAUCAAACGGAGACCUACAACAGAUACAGCAAGAAUUAGAUUCUGAUUCUGAACAACUCAGUCAGCAUACACAGCAAGAUCAAUCUUCCCAUUCUGGAGACGAUUUGCAACAGUAUCAACAGACCGAUACAUCAAAUGGAGACCUACAGCAGACGCAGCAAGAACAAAAUUCUGAUAAUGAACAAAUCAGUCAGGAUUCACAGCAGGAUCAAUCUUCCAAUUCUGGAGACAAUCUGCAACAGUAUCAACAGACCGAUGCAUCAAACGGAGACCUACAACAGAUACAGCAAGAAUUAGAUUCUGAUUCUGAACAACUCAGUCAGCAUACACAGCAGGAUCAGUCUUCCGAUUCUGGAGACGAUCUGCAACAGUAUCAACAGACGGAUGCAUCAAAUGGGGACCUACAACAGAUACAGCAAGAAUUAGAUUCUGAUAGUGAACAAAUCAGUCAGCAUUCACAGCAGGAUCAAUCUUCCGAUUCUGGAGACAAUCUGCAACAGUAUCAAGAGACCGAUACAUCAGUAGGAGACCAAGUCCUACAACAGACACAGCAGGAAUUAGAUUCUGAUUCGCAACUAAGUCAGCAUAUACAACAACAUCAAUUUUCAGACUCUGGGGAAAAUCUACAGCAAUAUCAACAAAGUGGUACACUCAACGAAGAACAAGAUUUACAACAAACACAGAAAAAAUCUGAUUCUGAUUUUGAACUUAGCCAGCAUACGCAACAAGAGCAGUCUUCAGAUUCCGGAGAAAAUCUGCAACAAUAUCAACAGGGCGAAGAUCAAAUUCUGCAACAGACGCAGCAAGAAUUAGAUUCUGAUUCUGAACUUAGCCAGAACACACACCAAGAGCAGUCUUUAGAUUCUGGAGAUGAUCUGCAACAAUAUCAACUCGGCGAAACCCAAAACAACGAUCAAAUUCAACAGCAGAACCAACAACAUGUUGACUCAGAUUUUGAACACAUCAGUUUGUAUCCCCAGAAACAAGAUCAAUCUUAUUCUAGCGAUGACCAGCAGCAGUACCAGCAGAGCAAUAUCUUCGGCUCAGGCGAGUUAGAACAGCAAGCACACCAAGACGAUACUGAAGACAAUAGUCACGAUCGAUAUCAGCAGCAUCAAGAACCUGGAUCAGAACAGAUUGUACAGCAAUAUGAGAAGGAACAGUUUCCCAUCAGUAAUCAGGACUUGCAGCAAUAUCAGCAAAGCCACUUUGGGAACGAUGCGGACGUUUACCAGCAGUCCCAUGAGCCAGACGAAUUCCUUGAAGGCUAUCAGUACGAUCAAAAUAAUCGCUUGCAUAAAAUAGACCAACAGCAGCAUGAGGCUAUAUUCUAAUAGCACGCAUCAAUAACGUGAGAGACUUCUAUCUGUAUCAUCCGUCGGCUGCAGACAAUAAACGGAAUCAGUUUACUGAGAUCCGUGAAAACGUCCUAAAAAGGGUUUUCGUUCUAUCACAAGACCAUGUGAAACUUCGUUUACGUAAUAGGUGUCUCAACAUAGUGUCCCCGUUACACAACUUGCGUAUGAACGCCCAAAUAGUGUUUUCUGAUGUUACGAACAUUACAUUCGAAAAAUCGAAAAUUGUGUAUUUUUUUAAAAUAAAUGUGAUAAAUGGGAAAAAAAAUUUGAUGGACCGAUA